Aspergillus saccharolyticus JOP 1030-1 is the source of this 1078-nucleotide messenger RNA. RefSeq lists its product as uncharacterized. Lineage: Eukaryota; Fungi; Ascomycota; Eurotiomycetes; Eurotiales; Aspergillaceae. The record is from RefSeq and is a predicted model, not a curated record. The transcript has 3 exons. Bases 422 to 1078 code for a protein of 218 amino acids.
GGCUUUCACGCCAAGAACUAGCCUGGGUGAUUAGAAGAUUGCACUGCACCUUCAUCUUCAGACACGCACAGAGACAUGAAUGGCACACGCAAGCAGAUCACCUAUGUCCUCUUAGCUCACAGAAAAAGCUCCGGUAAAAAUGAAGCAUGACAGAGAACACAAUGGCCUGGUGCUUGGCCCACCAUUGGCUUUUCAGCAUCAUCAUAGCCAGAUGUCAGUAUAAUGCAGAGAUAUCCCGGCAAACCCUCCCUCUAGUGCAGGAAGUGAGUGAAUCAAGUGGCACAUGCCUGCGGCUUAUAAAGACACAUGGCGACCAUAGCUUCCUGCGUCCAACUGUCUCCCUACACCCAGGGAGAGAGUCCGCUCCACAGUCAAGAACCGACACCCGUCGCUCCAGUCAUUCUUACACAGCAAGGUAGUCAUGGAAGACUCCACCGAAGCAUACAGCCCGCUGUUGCUCUACGGCGAAGAAGGCCCGGUCAUCGGAUGGAUGUUAAUCGUGGACGGCCCCCAGGCCACCAUGCAAUCCUGGCGGCAGUUGGAAGGGAAACUCGCCCAGGCCAUGCAGGGGCAUCGGGUGGCCUACCCUAGGACCGCGGCCCUCUUCGGGGUCAUCCAGCGAGAACGGCUCGUGAGGUUUUAUCGUGAGAAUCCUGACGAACCGAAUGCGCUGAGGACUGCCUACCAUCCUACCCUCUCCACGGGCCCACGGAACUUGUACAUUGACAUCGAUGUGUCGCUCAUUGAGUUGUGGUUCAGGGAGGCACGGAGUUCGCUUCGAGUUGGUUCUAGCGAUACCAGUUCAUCUCCAGCUCCCACCCCGCGCUCAUCACUUCCAAUCACCGUCCAAGAGAUCCGCGUGAUCUCUUCAAUCGUCCACAUUGUAGCACCGCCAGCGCGCCUCCAGCGCAAGCAAGCUGCCAGCGUGACCGCGUCCACGAUGGCGAGGGUCCCACCGCUGAUCAAAGCCGGCACGGUGGAUGCCGGGCCCGAUUCGGAACUCGGGAUGCGAGCCCCCCUGCGCCGGAAGCGCCGGGAUCCCGGAGCGCAGAGUGCGGUCGGCAGAGCUGCGCGGUAG